Molecule: messenger RNA, 1501 nt
Organism: Belonocnema kinseyi
Lineage: Eukaryota; Metazoa; Arthropoda; Insecta; Hymenoptera; Cynipidae
Product: RNA-binding protein 7
Exons: 2
Coding region: 208-849 (213 amino acids)
Biological process (GO): regulation of alternative mRNA splicing, via spliceosome
Cellular component (GO): nucleus
Molecular function (GO): single-stranded RNA binding
Source: RefSeq, a predicted model, not a curated record
CCUCGCCUACUAAACAUAGUUUCGAUGCUGAUUGGUUCAGGAAAAUGGAAUGCAAACAUAACCAAACAUAACCUUGAACCUUCUCGCUUGUACGGACUGCUAUGUUUGCGACCUAUGUUUUUAUAAACAUUCUAUAAUAAAUCACUAUUUUAUUCGUAUAAUUUGUUGUUAAAUUAAUGAAAACUUGUAUCAGACUGUCGCAGAAGCAUGGAUGACGACGCACGUACUAUUUGGUGUGGUAAUUUAAGCGAGAAAGUUACAGAAGAGAUUCUGUAUGAGUUGUUUUUACAGGGAGGGCCGUUGCAAAGAGUGAACAUUCCGAAGGACCGUGACGGAAAACAGCGAUCGUUCGGUUUCGUAACGUACAAGCAUGUGAGUUCAGUACCAUACGCUUUAGAUUUAUUCAAUGGUACAUUCUUGUACAACCGGGCGAUUAGCGUGAAAUCGAGGAGUAACGGAGAAGCACCACAGUUGCCUCCAGAGCAAAAUCUUCCUCUAAACGAUUUAAUACAGUUGGGAAAUCAAAUGCUUAUCGGUAACUGUAUUCCAAAUUUAUCAAUGGGUGGAAUGGGUUUCGGUAAUUCGUACCCGCCACAGCUUAUGCAUCCAAGUCAAUUCCUCGGUGCUUCUUUUCCCAAUAACUAUAAUGAGUAUAAUGACGACAGAAGACCUCAGAGAUCGCAUCCUUAUCACCGAGAACACGAUAAUAGAGGUAGACAUGAUAAUCGGUAUAAUAACGAUCAUGGUCGCGAUAACAGAAGAGACCACGUCUCUUCUCAUAGAGACAAACACAGAGAAGGCUCUCAUAGGUCUAAUCGAAAUGAGAGUAGAAGAAAUUAUCGAAAUUGAAUUAUAUUCCUUACCAAAAAUUAUUUUUCUCCAAGUGUUUAUUCCACGUUUUUCUUCCCACGAAUUUCUCAGAAAUAUGAAAUAAUUAAUAUUUUGAACAUUCAAUAAUCAAAUUCAUGUUUAAUUUCUUGUGAAGUGUGAAGAUUUGUAUUUUAUUGUGAUCUGUGAGAGUGCGAUUAUUCAUUUUGAUAAAGAGAAAUUAUUUUUAUAAUCAACCUUCAGAUUCAAGAUUAGGGAAAGUUCAAUAUUGUUUGUUUUCUUUAUUUUUUUCUAGAUUCAAAUCAAGCGUACGAAAGUAGACUUUCCCUGAUCUUUACUUUUCUAAGGCUAUUAUAAAAUAGUUUAAAAGCAUGUUUAAAGGGAAGCUUUAUUAAAAAAUUUCGUUUUAUAAACCAGAAUUCUUCGUAAUUUCCUAAAUAGCAAAUUUAAAUGUAGAUUUUGUAGAGCAAAACUUUAAAAUUUGUUUAAAUUGCCCAUUAUUGUAGCGUUUCCCUUUCGAAUGAACGUUUACGUUGCCAAAAAAUUAAUGUAAAUCACGUGAAGCUGGCACAUUUAUUUAAAUUGCGAUGAUUCGAAAGUGUGUAAUUUAUCAUAAAAUUAAACUUGCUGUGCAAACAGAAGCUGCCAACAAAAUAAAGUUAUUUUUCACUAA